Molecule: messenger RNA, 914 nt
Organism: Eutrema salsugineum
Lineage: Eukaryota; Viridiplantae; Streptophyta; Magnoliopsida; Brassicales; Brassicaceae
Exons: 2
Coding region: 74-814 (246 amino acids)
Source: RefSeq, a predicted model, not a curated record
AACAAUAAACAAAGAUUCUAAGAGUUUUGAAACAAAAAAAAAGAGCAAGAAAGAUAUUCAGAGAGAGAAAAAAAUGGAGUGGAAGACCUGGUACUUAGAUGCAGUUCUUGUUCCUUGUGCUUUACUUAUGAUGUUUUGUUACCACAUCUACUUGUGGUAUAAGGUUCGAACCGAACCUUUUUCUACCAUCGUCGGAACUAAUUCUCGCGCCCGUCGAUCUUGGGUAGCUGCCAUCAUGAAGGACAACGAGAAGAAGAAUAUCUUAGCGGUACAAACACUAAGAAACACGAUAAUGGGAGCGACGCUAAUGGCAACCACUUGCAUCCUCCUCUGCGCAGGCCUUGCCGCAGUUAUAAGCAGUACGUAUACCAUCAAAAAGCCUCUAAACAACGCAGUAUAUGGAGCUCAUGGUGACUUCACAGUCGCAAUCAAAUACGUAACAAUCCUCACAAUCUUUCUCUUCGCUUUUUUCUCUCAUUCUCUCUCCAUUCGCUUCAUCAACCAAGUCAAUAUUCUCAUUAACUCUCCUCAAGAGCAUUCCUCUGAUGAUUUCGGCGGCAUCGGAAGCUUCGUGACUCCCGAGUAUGUCUCUGAACUACUCGAGAGAGCUUUCUUGCUCAACACGGUAGGUAAUAGGCUGUUCUAUAUGGGAUUGCCUUUGAUGUUAUGGAUCUUCGGGCCUGUGCUUGUGUUCUUGAGCUCUGCGUUGAUGGUUCCAGUUCUUUAUAACCUCGACUUUGUGUUCUUGUUGAGCAAUAAGGAGAAGGGUAAAGUGGAUUGCAAUGGAGGUUCUGAUGAUCACUGCUCUCCUUGAUUACAUACUGUAAUGUUGAUGUUUGAUUAUGAUUAAUGAUAAACUUGUUUGUGGUUAAUCUAGAUCUUUCGAAUUGAGUGUUGCUAAAUUGCUUUUAAUA